AUGGAAACGGAGCUGCCGCUGCCGUUUCUUAUCAGCGUUGCUGUCCCACCUGGCCUGGCCAACUUGGAUGGCCUGACACGCGAGGAAGUGUCGCUCUUGGGCAAUCCUUUCCUGCAGGCCACGCCCACGAUCCAAGAAAAGCUUCUCCGCUUCUCCAACCGUCACAGCUACGAGUUCCACGCUCACCUAGACGCCACUGCCUUGCAAUCGCCAGACGACGUGAUUGCGCUGCUGGAUGGCGGGGCGCGCCGGGUUUUCGUCGCUCCAGAGGCAUUGACUCGAUAUGCCGGUUUCGGAGACAGAGUCUUGCCCGCUGUUUCUACCCCGGAUCUCUCUGCAGCUUCGGAGCACGGCUUGUUGAUCAAGGAUUUUGACUGGACGACCUCCGAGGCUCGCCAGUUCGUCGAGGCCGCCCAAUCAACAAAGCCCAAGAAUCUCUAUCUUUUCCCCGUCGCUGGUGCUCCCCUGGACCAGUUCAUCAAGAUUGCGCAAAACGCCAACGCCAUUCCUAUUCUUCCCUCUACCGGUCUGACAACCAGCAAGUCUGUCACGGACAAGCUGUUGCUUUCCAAAGUCAUUGUGACUUACUGGAAGUCGGAUCGCCAGGAUGGCCUUGUUCCUACCGUUGUCACCGACGAGGCCGGCGUCGCUCUUGGCCUCGCCUACUCCAGUGAGGAAAGCGUGCUCGAAGCCCUAAAGACGCAGGCCGGAGUCUAUCAAAGCAGAAAACGAGGCUUGUGGAUCAAAGGCGCGACCUCGGGAGACACCCAGGAGCUGGUCCGGGUGGCUCUGGACUGCGACAACGACACCUUGAAGUUUGUAGUCAAGCAAAAGGGCCGCUUCUGUCACCUGCAGCAGUUUGGCUGCUUCGGGAACUUGAGGGGCAUUCCUUCUCUGGAGCGGACUCUGCUAUCCAGAAGGCAAUCUGCUCCCGAGGGCUCCUACACGGCUAGGCUGUUUUCCGACGAGAAGCUGUUGCGGGCCAAAAUCAUGGAGGAGGCGGAGGAGCUAUGCGAUGCCAAGACGCCUCAGGAGGCUGCCUUCGAGGCCGCCGACUUGAUUUACUUUGCUUUGACCAAGGCCGUUAGUACUGGCGCCACGCUGGCCGAUAUUGAGGCCAAUCUGGACGCCAAGAGCCUAAAGGUCACCAGAAGACCAGGCAACGCCAAAGGAAAGUGGGCGGAGAAGGAGGGCAUCAAGACACAGGGCGGCGCUUCUGCUCACCAACCAGCCUCCGGCAAACCCGUCGAAGCCAGGAUCGCCAUGAAGCGCGUCGAUGCCACCAAGGUAACCGAGGCUGAGCUGCUGAGCACCUUGCAGCGUCCCUCGCAGAGGUCUCCCGAAGCCAUCCUGAAGAUUGUAACCCCCAUUAUAGACGACGUGCGCAGGAAUGGCGACAAAGCUCUGCUCUCAUACACCCACAAGUUUGAAAAGGCCACUUCUCUGACGUCCCCCGUCAUCAAGGCCCCGUUCUCCCCUGACCUCAUGAGGCUGGAUCCCGAGACGAUCAAGGCCAUUGACACGUCGUUUGAGAACAUUAGAAAGUUCCACGCUUCUCAGAAGGAAGACAAGCCCUUGGAGGUGGAGACGAUGCCAGGCGUCGUCUGCGGCCGCUUCUCGAGACCCAUCGAACGAGUCGGCCUGUACGUCCCCGGCGGCACUGCCGUGUUGCCCAGCACUGCGCUCAUGCUCGGCGUUCCAGCCAUGGUAGCCGGAUGCCAGAAACUCGUGUUUGCUUCCCCCCCGCGAUCGGACGGAAGCGUCACCCCCGAAAUUGUCUACGUGGCCCACAAGGUCGGCGCCGAGAGCGUCGUCCUCGCCGGCGGCGCCCAAGCCAUAGCUGCCAUGGCCUACGGGACCGAGAGCGUCAGCAAGGUCGACAAGAUUCUCGGCCCUGGCAACCAGUUCGUCACCGCGGCCAAGAUGCACGUCAGCAACGACACCAACGCCGGCGUGAGCAUCGACAUGCCCGCCGGUCCGUCCGAGGUCCUCGUCGUUGCCGACCGGCACGCCAACCCGGCGUUUGUGGCGUCGGACCUGCUCUCCCAGGCAGAGCACGGCGUCGACAGCCAAGUCAUUCUCAUCGCCGUCGACCUCGACGACGAGCAGCUCCAAGCCAUCGACGACGAGGUCCACAACCAGGCCGUGGCCCUCCCCAGGGUAGACAUUGUUCGCGGGUCGAUUGCCCAUUCCGUCACCAUCCAAGUCAAGACCAUGCAAGAAGCCAUGCGCAUCAGCAACGAGUACGCUCCCGAGCACCUCAUUCUGCAAACCAAAGAUGCCGCCGAGUCUGUCGACCAGGUCAUGAACGCAGGCAGUGUCUUUAUCGGCCACUGGACCCCGGAGAGUGUAGGCGACUACUCUGCCGGUGUGAAUCAUUCGUUGCCCACCUACGGUUUCGCCAAACAAUACUCCGGCGUCAAUCUCUCGUCUUUUAUGAAGCACAUCACCUGCUCCAAUCUCACGGCCGAGGGUCUCAGGAACGUCGGGCCCGCCGUCAUGCAGCUCGCCAAGGUGGAGGAGUUGGAGGCCCACAGGCGAGCAGUGGAAAUCCGCCUCAAGCACAUGAAUCAGUGA
Molecule: messenger RNA, 2577 nt
Organism: Ustilaginoidea virens
Lineage: Eukaryota; Fungi; Ascomycota; Sordariomycetes; Hypocreales; Clavicipitaceae
Exons: 2
Coding region: 1-2577 (858 amino acids)
Biological process (GO): L-histidine biosynthetic process
Cellular component (GO): cytoplasm
Molecular function (GO): metal ion binding; phosphoribosyl-ATP diphosphatase activity; NAD binding
Source: RefSeq, a predicted model, not a curated record